Messenger RNA from Echinococcus granulosus, 906 nucleotides. Its product is annotated as GPN-loop GTPase 3. The transcript is spliced from 2 exons. The record is from RefSeq and is a predicted model, not a curated record. The coding region runs from base 1 to 906 and encodes 301 amino acids. Gene Ontology annotation, molecular function: GTPase activity. NCBI's taxonomy places the organism in Eukaryota, Metazoa, Platyhelminthes, Cestoda, Cyclophyllidea, Taeniidae.
AUGCCAAGAUACGGACAAUUAGUGAUAGGGCCUGCGGGAUGUGGUAAGUCGACGUACUGCGCCACCAUUCAGAGGCACUGCGAAACUGUUCGACGACCCUGUCGAGUGGUCAACCUUGAUCCUGCAGCUGAAUAUUUCGGGUACAUUCCGUCGGCCGACAUUCGCGACCUCAUCCAAGUAGAACACGCAAUCAACGUUGCACAAUUUGUCGAUGAUACAAUGCAAGAUGACGAACUCGGUCUGGGACCUAACGGUGGCCUCAUUUUCUGCAUGGAGUACCUUUGUCAGAAUCUCAACUGGCUUGAUGAAGCCCUUGGUGAAGACGAGUUGGAUUACAUCCUCUUUGACUGUCCGGGCCAGAUAGAGCUGUACUCUCACCUCUCAGUUUUUCCCCGAUUGGUGGAGUAUCUCUGUCAGAAGUGGGACUUUCACAUCGUUAGCGUGUUCAUACUCGAUGCUCGCUUUCUCGUGGAUGGAUCUCACUUCCUCUCGGGUAUUCUCUCUGCCCUUUCUGCAAUGGUGUGUCUCGGAACGCCCCACGUCAAUGUCAUGACAAAACUGGAUAUGCUGUCUGAAAAUAAGCAAAAACUGGUUAGUUCCCGAUAUCUCCAGCCAGAAUUGGACGAACUCUGCGAGACAUCGGGUGACGAGGAAAUCGAUGGGAAGGCUGCAUCUCCUCGCAAGUAUUCUCGCCUUACACGGAUUUUGGCUGGUGUAGUGGAGCGCUACAGCCUUGUCCAAUUUCAGCCUCUUAAUAGAGACAAGGAGGAGACAAUCGAGGAUCUUCUUUUCCAAAUAGACCAGUGUCUUCAAUAUGGCGAAGACAAUGAACCCAUGAAUCGGUUCUUCGAUCAGACAGAGCGGGACCUGGCUGGUGAUGAAACUGACAAUGUAGACGAUGUCUAA